AUUUGCAAAUUGAUCUGAGAUAAAAAUAUAUGGAUAAAAGACUCUUUUAUAUAUACACUAUAGUAUGUUCCAGGAGACCUUUGCCACUCUUUAAUGCGAACUUUAUUGUAUAGUUAGACUCAGAAAAAAGUUUAAAACAAAAGUUGUUCGGCUUAAAGGGGAAGUUCUCUGGAGGAAAAAACAGUCAAUAGUAUUCCGUAGUCAGUAUUCCGUAUUCCGUCAAUUCCCCAGAUACACUUUUGAUAGUAAAUUCAUAGCUGCGGAAACUGAUUGAUAUGUUUAAUUUUUUAUACAUAUCGGUUAGACGUUCAGAUUCAUCGAGCGGGCUCACCAGUGUAUGGCCCACAUAAGAAGAAGACAUCCGAUGGUGGUUAUAAAAUUGAAAUAUAUGUUAAUAUGUGUUAUUGUUUCUUUUGAACUUACACAACAAACAUCAAUUGUUCAAAAUGAUGAAGUUUUGGAUGCCCGUGUACCAUUUGGCUACUGUGAUACUACUGUACAAACGCUUAUAGAGGCCUUCAGAUCGGUAAUGCUAACAGGCUCUGAAAAAUGGGGAAUACCUAAAUUAUCACCAUAUGAAAUUGAUCAUAUAGGCGUAGAUGUUACACACGAAGUUGGAAAUGCUACUGGAUUUUUUAAAAACUUUAAAAUUGAACAGUUACAUACAUUUGAAACAACGAACACAAAUUGUAAAUUAUUAACCUAUAGAAAAUUUCAUGUGGAAAUUAAUGCUACUGUACCGACUGUUAAUAUUACUGGUGACUAUGAUCUGGACGGUUUUGUACUUGAAAUGAUACCUAUGUAUGGAAACGGGCCAUUUAGUGUAAACAUAACUAAUUUGCAUAUUGGAAUAAUUGCAAAUGUAUCAAUAAUGGGCGUAAAUAAAUUUAAAAUUCAAGACUUAUCUUUAUGGUUGACUAUGGACGAAACUCAGAUGUUCUUCGAUAAUCUAUUGAAUGGCGAUGAAGAGUAUCAACCUUUAUUUAACAAAAUGUUUUCAGAAAUUGGUCCACAAGCAGUUAUAGAUUUAUGGCCUGAUAUAGAGCCAAUAUUAGUGCGAAAAGUUAUGAAGGCCGUAAAUGGGAAAAAUGAAAAAAAUAGUACUUUUUGAUCGGUACUAAACGAUAUAAUAAUAAUAAUAAUCUAUUGUGCAUUAAAUUC
Chrysoperla carnea is the source of this 1161-nucleotide messenger RNA. RefSeq lists its product as uncharacterized. The transcript is spliced from 7 exons. Bases 338 to 1111 code for a protein of 257 amino acids. The record is from RefSeq and is a predicted model, not a curated record. Lineage: Eukaryota; Metazoa; Arthropoda; Insecta; Neuroptera; Chrysopidae.